Molecule: messenger RNA, 2094 nt
Organism: Misgurnus anguillicaudatus (oriental weatherfish)
Lineage: Eukaryota; Metazoa; Chordata; Actinopteri; Cypriniformes; Cobitidae
Gene: map3k8
Product: mitogen-activated protein kinase kinase kinase 8
Biological process (GO): protein phosphorylation
Molecular function (GO): protein kinase activity; ATP binding
Source: RefSeq, a predicted model, not a curated record
GGAUAAUAAGGAUGAAAGCGAAUGACACGCUUCUUAUCUCCGUGGAACAUUCUGAUGUGGGCGGAAUAAAAACGAAACCGCUGAACGAGAAAAUACCUUUGCCGCUUGAAAACGAAACCGCGAUUGACGCACGCGCAGACAUUACUAUAGCAAAAUGAGAACGCGUCAGUUUCCAAGAGAGUCAGUCAGUAAGUAUGGACAAGCGGAGAGGAUGUGUACGGCUGUGAUUCCAAAUAUUCAAAGAAUUGAAUCAAGAAUGGAGUACGAGAAUGAAAAUGCUGGUAUAAAACUGCUUCUUGCUCACAUGAAUAUUGAAGACUUUAUCCAAGAAGCUGACCAUUUUUACUGUGUCGGUGAAGAGAUGGAAUCAGGUAUCUCAUUUGAAGAAAGUUUCUCGCAGGACGACAUGUUGGAUGACAAUGGGGAGACACCUGUCAUAGGAGCGCCAGAUGAUGUCAUUUCAAAUGUGCAAAAACAUGGAAAGGUCCAUUAUGGGACAUCAACUGAACUUUUGGAUUUUGUGAAUAUGGUCUCAAGUACAUCGUCUUCUCUUUUGGACAUGAGUGAAGAAAUGGGUGUCUUGCUGAACAAGACAGACAUGAUUAUUAAGGAGGGGCAUUACCGGAUUGACUUGGAUGUUCUUCUUUUUCCAUGGAAACUGACGUAUAAGCCCAGAGGGCCUGGACAUGUUCCCAAGGGCUCCUUUGGGAAAGUCCAUUUGGCCCAGGAUAUCAAAACUCGGAAACGAAUGGCAUGCAAACUAAUUCCUGUAGAGCAUUUCAAGCCUGCAGAUGUGGAGAUCCAAGCCCGGUUUCGACAUGAGAAUAUAGCCGAGCUCUAUGGGGCGCUGCUGUGGGAACAGACUGUGCAUUUGUUCAUGGAAGCUGGAGAAGGGGGCUCGGUUCUGGAGAAGCUGGAGAGCUGCGGCCCAAUGAGAGAGUUUGAGAUCAUUUGGGUCACUCAGCAGGUUCUGCGUGGCCUGGAAUACCUGCACUCUCACAACAUUAUACACCACGACAUCAAACCCAGCAAUAUUGUUUUGAUGUCCGCUAAAGCCGUGCUGGUGGACUUUGGACUUACAGUGCAGAUGAAGGAUGAUAUGUAUGUUCCCAGAGACCUACGUGGCACAGAGAUGUAUAUGAGUCCAGAGCUGGUUCUGUGUCGAGGACACAACACAAAGACUGACAUCUACAGUCUGGGAACCACGAUUAUACACAUGCUCAGCGGGAGCCCGCCGUGGGUUAGAAGAUAUCCACGAACAGCGUACCCCUCAUACCUCUACAUAAUCCAUAAACAAGCUCCUCCUCUAGAAGACAUACCGGAAAGCUGCAGCCCUGCAAUGCGCAGACUCCUGGAGCAUGCGCUUGACAGGUCCCCAAUACACAGGAGCUCCGCCACUCAAUUACUACAUGAAGAAGCCCUACAUCCAUCCCGGGAUGACCAGCCGCGCUGUUGGAGUCUGGAUUCUGCGCUGGAGGACGGCACGCACCCAAUGUUGCGACAGCUGAGUCAGAUUUCGGAAAACACGCAAGACUCUUCCCUGUAUACUGAAGACUCAGGGCAUUCUAAGAAGAAAGGUUCUCUUUAUAUAGAUCUGGGUGCCUUGUCUGGCUACUACAGUCGGGUUAGGGGACCACCAAGUAAUGAGUAUGGCUAAGUUGGAUUUUUAUGCUUGUGGACCAGUUGGGUAUUUGUAUAGUUUGCUUUAAUAGAAAUGCCACCAAAAACGCUGGAGUGAAAUCAGGCACAUCCACAGUGUAUAGAUCAGAUGCUUGAAUGAUCUUCGUAUUGUGAAGACGCCGUAUGAUGGAUUGGACAGAUCAGAUGUUGACUGGACAAUGAGCUGUGCAGUUACAGUUAGAUUUGUUCUGAAAUGCAAAUUUAAAUCACAAUUUAAAGAGGUGAAAUAAUGCUUAUUUGGUGCAUGUUCACAAUUUAAUUUCUGUGGUACGAAUACAUAGCAUCCAACUUGAACAUAAAUGCAUGUGUGCUUUUUGUGUUUUGUUGUAACGUACAUGAGUUUAUAAUGUAUUCGAUGUUUUUCAUCACAUGCAUCUAAGGGCAGGGUUUAAUGAGAUUAAUCUGUGAUUUAGA